AUGAGGGCGGCCGGUCUUUUCGGCCGUUUCUGUCUCAAACACGGACUCUUGCGCGUGUCUUCACGACAUUCCUGUAACCCGCUAUGGCUUCGUCAAUCGCGAAAAGGCACCUUGCGAAAAGCCCCCAUCAUAGGCGGGGUGCUCAUGUCCGCUUUGGCGCCAGCAGCCUUUCUGAAACUGGCAGAAGAGAAUGAUGAUCAUAAUAAAACGGCGGAAAUGCAGAUGCUUGAGGCUUCGCGCGAAGAAGUUCGAAAGACGGUUUCACCUGAUGCGCAAGGCAUCUCACGGUUCUGCCAGACAAUAUGGGUUUAUUUCUAUUGUUAUAUAUAUGAUCCUAUUGCUACAGGGUUUCGUUUUGUCCACCUCGCCAUGAUAUUCAUUCCGGUCGUCGCCACAGUGCCGGCUAUCUGGCUUGGUCGCAGUCUGCAAGACCGGAAUGGCGCGCGGUCUGGCACCCUGUGGUGGUAUCGGUUCUUGGUAAGGGCAAUGGAGCGGGCUGGCCCUGCAUUUAUCAAGCUCGGACAAUGGGCUGCGUCACGAACAGAUAUCUUUCCACCGGAAAUGUGCAAUAUAAUGUCAUCACUUCACUCAAAUGCUCCCGCUCAUUCACUUCACCAAACGAAACGUAUUAUCCGCAAGGCAUUCAACGGACUGCCAUUCGAGGACAUAUUUGAAGAGUUCCAGGAGGAACCACUAGGGGUUGGAGCGAUUGCACAGGUCUACAAGGCAAAGUUGAAACCGAGCCUCGCCGCAACCAAUGAAGAGGAAAUGGGCAUUAAACCACCAACGCUGGGCGAGAAGGUUCGGAAGAACGUUGAUGUGCUGGUCAAGAGUUCCCCGCAGCGGGUGCCAUCAUCGUAUGUCGCGAUCAAAGUACAACACCCCAGGGUUGAGCAGAUGAUACACAGGGACUUGCGAAUCAUGUCGUUUUUCGCCCAUAUGAUCAAUGCCAUUCCCACAAUGCACUGGCUGUCUUUCCCCGACGAAGUCCAACAGUUCGGACAAAUGAUGAAACUACAACUAGAUCUCCGCAUUGAAGCUACCAAUCUCGUCAUAUUUCGCAAGAAAUUCAAUUCUCGCACUACCGCUUGGUUCCCAUACCCAUACUUAGAAUACACCACCCGCGAGGUGUUGGUUGAGGAGUUUGCCCAGGGCAUCCCGUUGGCCACCUUUUUGGAUAUCGGGGGAGGUGUAUAUCAGCACGAUAUUGCCAAUGAAGGUCUGGAUGCAUUCUUACAUAUGCUGCUCAUCGAUAAUUUCGUCCAUGCCGACCUUCAUCCGGGAAACAUCAUGGUUCGUUUCUACCGACCUAGCGAACUGGAUCUCUCCCUCGGCAAGCAUUCACGCGCGUUCGAUGCCCCGACGCGGGCCGAAGUCGAUGUGACCGACGCAGUUCUUAAGCGGUUACGCCCACAUCUCAGUAACCCUGAUGAUUGGAAUGCUGCUCUCUCCCAACUCAAUUACGAGGGAUAUCGACCACAACUGAUCUUUAUUGACACUGGUCUUGUCACCCAACUGAAUGAUAAGAACCGACGGAACUUCCUAGACCUCUUUAGAGCCAUUGCCGAAUUCGAUGGAUACCGAGCCGGCCAGCUCAUGGUCGAGCGAUGUCGGACACCAGAGGAAGUUAUCGAUCCGGAGGUCUUUGCCUUGAAAAUGCAGCAUUUGGUUCUGAGCAUUAAGUCUCGAACCUUUGCCCUGGGAAGUGUCAAGAUUGGAGAUAUUUUGAGUGAGGUAUUGACCAUGGUCCGCGGGCACCACGUCCGGUUUGAAGGGGAUUUCGUCAAUGUUGUAAUUUCAUGUCUUCUGCUUGAAGGAAUAGGGCGCAGUCUGAACCCCAACCUAGAUCUAUUCAAGAGUGCACUUCCUAUUCUCCGGCAGCUAGGAUCCGGGAGUACACUAAUUCAAUCUGUGCGCUCGGGCGAUUACUCGAUGCUCUGGGUUUGGGUCGGCUUGGAAGCUCGUGGAAUGCUGCAGGCCAGCAUCGAGAGUGUUGAGCAUUGCGUCAAAUACGAUCAAUUGUCUCCUAAUAUAUGA
This is a messenger RNA of Penicillium paradoxum, 2037 nucleotides long. Its product is annotated as ABC1 kinase family protein. Gene Ontology annotation, cellular component: mitochondrion. The record is from RefSeq and is a predicted model, not a curated record. The transcript has 3 exons. The coding region runs from base 1 to 2037 and encodes 678 amino acids. NCBI's taxonomy places the organism in Eukaryota, Fungi, Ascomycota, Eurotiomycetes, Eurotiales, Aspergillaceae.